Messenger RNA from Gastrolobium bilobum, 1323 nucleotides. Its product is annotated as peptidyl-tRNA hydrolase, chloroplastic-like. The transcript is spliced from 8 exons. Bases 151 to 930 code for a protein of 259 amino acids. Gene Ontology annotation, molecular function: peptidyl-tRNA hydrolase activity. The record is from RefSeq and is a predicted model, not a curated record. Lineage: Eukaryota; Viridiplantae; Streptophyta; Magnoliopsida; Fabales; Fabaceae.
CCGGUUCGAUCCCCGGCAACGGCGAACUUUUUAUUUUUUGUAAUAUUUCAGAUCCAAAAUGAUUCCUCCUCCUACCUUCCUCGAAUCUUCUUUUUUUUCUUCUUGUAGGGUUUAUGCUUGUAUGUCAUCCCCCAAAAUCUGAAGCGAAAGAUGAACUUUUGUGCUUCUUCCAUGUCAUCAAUAACGUUCUCCAGGCGGUGCUUGUCAAAUCCCCUAAUCUCCGUGUCUUCUUCGUCUUGCAUUAUGUCUCUCUUGUCCAUUAAAAAUUGUUCAGCUUCCGUAACCACCGUCACUGGUGCAUCACCCGCCACAGAGUCAACGAAGCCAAAGCAGAAGAAGGAACCUUGGUUAAUUGUUGGCCUCGGCAAUCCGGGCAAGAAGUUCUCUUCCACCCGCCACAAUGUGGGCUUUGAGAUGGUUGAUACUAUAGCUGAAGCCGAAGGGAUAUCUAUGAGCAGCGUUUCCUUCAAAGCCCUAUUUGGGAAAGGUUUUAUAGGUGAUGUACCAGUUCUACUUGCAAAACCACAGACUUUUAUGAAUUUAAGUGGUGAAUCUGUUGGGGCCAUAGUUUCAUAUUACAAGAUUCCAUUGAAGCAAGUACUUGUGAUCUUUGAUGACUUGGAUCUGCCUUUUGCUAAAUUGCGGCUGCUACCAAAGGGUGGACAUGGAGGUCACAAUGGAAUGAAGAGUGUUAUUAAUCACUUCAAAGGGAAUGUUGGUUUUCCCCGUUUAAGAAUUGGCAUUGGACGGCCUCCUGGAAAAAUGGAUCCUGUAGCAUUUGUUCUUCGCCCGUUCACUAAACAGGAAAGGGAAGAGUUGAAUUUUACAUUACAACAUGGAUUAGAAGCCGUGCGGAUUCUUUUGCUGGAGGGAUUUGAUAAAAGUGCAACAUUUGUUAAUAGUGCCAAAAAGAUAGAGCAAAUGGGUUGAGUUAUUACUGACUUCAAAGAUACUUUUGGCAAGUACAAACAUACAGGAUCGUGAUGCAAGGAGAUAAAGUUAACUUAACGGACCAAACCCUUUCAAGGAUUUGUUGUAGAUACCAUAGACCUAUGCUUGAGCAACUAUUCAUCCAUUCUUUCAGAAAGCAGUUAUAGCACCAUGAAUUCGAACCUGAUUGUUGGGAUCUUCAGGUACUUGUAAGUAUACCUACUUUUCUGUGUGAUCAAUUUUGAGCAGUUCAAGCACAGUGAAUUCUGAUAUGACGUUAUGGAAUUAUUAAGGAAUUGUAGGUACGUUUUGUUACAUAUAAGAUCACCUUCAUUUGGAUCACCUUCAUUAAGGAAUUAUUAAAUGACUUGAUUCACAACUCUGCCUAUCCCG